UUACUUAACCACAAAUUCAUUAUUAUUCCUUAGACGUGUCCUUUACGUAGUUAGGUUUCAUACAGGUCUAUUUUUCUUGGUACAUUGUUUAUAAGAAUUUCAACUUUCACUGUUGAUAUUACGCCAGGUUUGACUAUUAGCAGAAGGGGUGGGGUCGGUUGGGACAGGGAGGGGGGGGAUGAGGUUAGAGGAAAAGCUAACGAUGGUUUCCCUUCUUUUAAAUUAUAUACACAAACUGCACUUAUACUUGUUUUCAAAUGCAUUGCAUAUAAAACAAAAGGAUUUAGUUGUUAUUCGAUUACGGUAUUAGAAACGUUUUGUUCCAAAAUUGCGGCCAUAUUGUUUUUGGAAAAAGUAGUAUUGUGUGUUUGUGUUAUAAGGGUCUUUUUUUUUGUUUUUGUAUUUUUUUUUUUAAGAAAUGAAUUUGUUUAUUCGUACGAUAAUAUUAUGGACGUUAUUAUUGAUAAUUAAUAAUGGGAAUAAUAAAUUGUUAGUUCAUGCAACUUCUGGACUGUUGAUCAAUCUUUUACAAAAUAACAUUGCUGGAUUACCUGUUAUACAUCAAAGAACUGAAUGGAAUUUUGAUCCAGAAGUUGGAAAACAAAGAAGAAUCGAUUACGUGGAAACCAAUGGUUUUCGUGGUGAAAAAGCUAUAGCCAAAUUGGGUAUGGGAAUUGGAUAUUCUGGACCAUGGGGUACACCUACUAAUAAAAAUUGAAAGGAAUUGAUUAAAACGUUCAAUUAUUUAAAAAAAAA
Messenger RNA from Polistes dominula (European paper wasp), 756 nucleotides. RefSeq lists its product as uncharacterized. The record is from RefSeq and is a predicted model, not a curated record. NCBI's taxonomy places the organism in Eukaryota, Metazoa, Arthropoda, Insecta, Hymenoptera, Vespidae.